Messenger RNA from Echinococcus granulosus, 354 nucleotides. RefSeq lists its product as hypothetical. Lineage: Eukaryota; Metazoa; Platyhelminthes; Cestoda; Cyclophyllidea; Taeniidae. The record is from RefSeq and is a predicted model, not a curated record. The transcript is spliced from 4 exons. Bases 1 to 354 code for a protein of 117 amino acids.
AUGCACGCUAAACUCCAAUGCAAACACGUCCCUUCUCGUUGUCCAUCGUCUGUACUCAGCUCUGCGUCGUCCCUCACACUUCACUGUUACAUCCUCACAGCUACCUCAUCAAUCCUCGAUUCAUGGGCCAACGACCCAUCUGCAGAACAGAUGUUGCAGUGCUUCAUACACUCCAUGAAGGGUACGGCUUCUCUACCGCAACCACUAGGAAGACGCCUCAUCUACCUCCUCGUUGGGUCACGCACUUACUCCUACUCUUUCUAUGCCACCGGACCUGUGAGUUCACCUGGCACUGACACUAAGGGACGCCUUCGGACGCAGGCAGAUGCGAAGCUGAGUGCAGAUGACAAGUGA